UGGCGCCCAUCGCGGCUCGUAUUGGGCCGUACCAACUUUAUACAAGGCGGACAAGAAAUGCGCAUCUGCCGUUCGCCCUUCCACGAGUCGUCAGUGUUAGAAAUCAUUCCAGUCGGCGUGGUAUUUUCAGGAGGUGGCAGGGACAGUCAGCGUUACAGUCUCUCGUGUUUUCCCCUUUUUGCCUCCCCUCUUUUCCUGUGCCAAGUAGUACGUUCCACGACGAGUGGAUGAGGGACGCUUUACCGCCAUUUUGUGUGUGAUUGUUAGUGUGGCGGGCAGUACACAGUGAAGAGAGGGGUGGUCGCUACUGCCGCCGCCAUCACCACCACCACUACUUCUACCAACAUGUAUAUCAAGCAGGUGAUCAUCCAGGGGUUUCGAAGCUACCGAGAUCAGACUAUAGUAGAUCCCUUCAGUUCAAAGCAUAAUGUCAUUGUGGGUAGAAAUGGUUCUGGAAAAAGCAACUUUUUCUAUGCAAUUCAGUUUGUUCUCAGUGAUGAAUUCAGUCACCUUCGUCCUGAGCAGAGGCUUGCUUUGUUACAUGAAGGAACAGGUCCUCGUGUUAUUUCUGCUUUUGUGGAAAUCAUCUUUGACAAUUCAGACAACCGGUUACCAAUUGAUAAGGAAGAAGUAUCUCUUCGCAGAGUCAUCGGAGCUAAAAAGGACCAGUAUUUCCUAGACAAGAAAAUGGUUACAAAAAACGAUGUGAUGAACCUUCUUGAAAGUGCUGGAUUUUCUCGCAGCAAUCCCUACUAUAUUGUUAAGCAAGGAAAGAUCAAUCAGAUGGCCACAGCUCCUGAUUCUCAGAGAUUGAAACUUCUAAGGGAGGUUGCUGGCACUAGAGUAUAUGAUGAACGUAAAGAAGAGAGUAUCUCUUUAAUGAAGGAAACAGAGGGGAAAAGAGAGAAAAUCAAUGAGCUGUUAAAGUAUAUUGAGGAACGAUUACAUACUCUGGAAGAGGAGAAAGAAGAGCUAGCUCAAUAUCAGAAGUGGGAUAAAAUGAGAAGAGCGUUGGAAUACACCAUUUAUAAUCAGGAACUUAAUGAAACCCGGGCUAAACUUGAUGAGCUUUCUGCCAAACGAGAAACAAGUGGAGAAAAAUCAAGGCAGUUAAGAGAUGCACAACAGGAUGCUCGUGAUAAAAUGGAAGAAAUUGAGCGCCAAGUCCGAGAACUAAAAACUAAGAUCUCAGCUAUGAAAGAAGAGAAGGAGCAGCUCAGUUCUGAAAGGCAGGAACAGAUUAAGCAGAGGACCAAAUUAGAACUCAAGGCAAAAGAUUUGCAAGAUGAGCUAGCUGGCAAUAGUGAACAACGGAAACGACUGCUAAAAGAGAGGCAGAAACUUCUAGAAAAGAUAGAAGAAAAACAGAAGGAAUUGGCUGAAACAGAACCCAAGUUCAACAGUGUCAAAGAAAAAGAAGAACGAGGAAUUGCCAGACUGGCACAAGCAACUCAGGAAAGAACAGAUCUUUAUGCAAAGCAAGGUCGAGGAAGUCAGUUUACUUCUAAAGAAGAGAGAGAUAAAUGGAUUAAAAAAGAGCUCAAGUCCCUAGAUCAAGCAAUCAAUGACAAGAAGCGGCAAAUUGCUGCUAUACAUAAGGACUUAGAAGAUACAGAAGCUAACAAAGAGAAGAAUCUAGAGCAAUACAGUAAAUUGGAUCAGGAUCUUAAUGAAGUAAAAGCUCGUGUUGAAGAAUUGGACAGAAAAUACUACGAAGUAAAAAACAAAAAGGAUGAACUACAGAGUGAGAGAAAUUACUUAUGGAGAGAAGAGAAUGCAGAACAGCAAGCUCUUGCUGCAAAACGAGAAGACUUGGAAAAGAAACAGCAGCUGCUUAGAGCAGCAACUGGGAAGGCAAUUCUAAAUGGAAUUGACAGCAUAAACAAAGUAUUGGAACAUUUUCGGCGCAAAGGCAUUAACCAGCAUGUUCUAAAUGGCUAUCAUGGAAUAGUAAUGAAUAACUUUGAGUGUGAGCCUGCUUUUUACACUUGUGUUGAAGUUACUGCAGGAAACAGGUUAUUCUAUCAUAUUGUAGAUUCUGACGAAGUUAGUACAAAGAUCUUAAUGGAGUUCAAUAAAAUGAAUCUACCUGGAGAAGUAACUUUUCUGCCACUGAACAAACUGGAUGUUAGAGAUACUGCCUACCCUGAAACCAAUGAUGCUAUUCCUAUGAUCAGUAAACUAAGAUACAAUCCAAGAUUUGAUAAAGCCUUCAAACAUGUUUUUGGAAAAACUCUAAUUUGUCGUAGUAUGGAAGUGUCUACACAGCUGGCCAGAGCUUUUACUAUGGAUUGCAUUACAUUGGAAGGUGAUCAAGUCAGCCACCGUGGGGCUUUGACUGGAGGUUAUUAUGACACAAGGAAGUCUCGACUUGAACUUCAGAAAGAUGUUAGAAAGGCAGAAGAAGAAUUAGGAGAACUUGAAGCAAAACUCAAUGAAAACUUGCGUAGAAACAUUGAAAGGAUUAAUAAUGAAAUUGAUCAGCUAAUGAAUCAAAUGCAGCAGAUUGAAACCCAACAAAGAAAAUUUAAAGCCUCCAGAGACAGCAUCUUGUCAGAGAUGAAAAUGCUGAAAGAAAAGAGACAGCAGUCUGAGAAAACAUUUAUGCCAAAGCAACGCAGCUUACAAAGUUUGGAAGCAAGUUUACAUGCUAUGGAAUCAACACGAGAAUCAUUAAAAGCAGAACUUGGAACAGACCUGUUAUCUCAACUUAGUUUAGAUGAUCAGAAGCGUGUAGAUGCACUUAAUGAUGAGAUCCGACAGCUACAGCAAGAAAACAGACAGCUUUUGAAUGAAAGGAUCAAGCUUGAAGGUAUCAUCACACGAGUUGAGACAUAUCUCAAUGAGAAUCUUAGAAAGCGCUUAGACCAAGUGGAACAAGAGCUAAAUGAGCUAAGAGAGACUGAAGGUGGCACUGUUCUUACAGCUACAACAUCUGAACUUGAGGCAAUCAACAAAAGAGUGAAGGAUACCUUAGCAAGAUCAGAUGAUCUGGACAAUUCAAUUGAUAAAACAGAAGCAGGGAUUAAAGAGCUCCAGAAAAGUAUGGAACGUUGGAAGAAUAUGGAGAAAGAGCACAUGGAUGCCAUUAACCAUGACACAAAAGAACUAGAGAAGAUGACUAACCGGCAAGGCAUGCUUCUGAAGAAGAAAGAAGAGUGUAUGAAAAAAAUCAGGGAACUCGGCUCACUUCCCCAGGAAGCCUUUGAAAAAUAUCAGACACUGAGCCUAAAACAGCUGUUUCGCAAACUGGAGCAAUGCAACACAGAACUGAAAAAGUACAGUCAUGUCAAUAAAAAAGCUCUUGAUCAAUUUGUGAAUUUUUCGGAGCAGAAGGAGAAAUUGAUAAAACGUCAAGAAGAACUAGAUAGGGGCUACAAAUCCAUUAUGGAGUUAAUGAAUGUCCUUGAACUCAGAAAAUAUGAAGCUAUCCAGCUGACUUUCAAACAGGUGUCAAAGAACUUCAGUGAAGUAUUUCAGAAACUGGUACCUGGUGGGAAAGCUACUCUUGUGAUGAAGAAGGGUGAUGUGGAAGGCAGUCAGUCUCAAGACGAAGGUGAAGGCAGUGCUGAGAGUGAAAAAGGAUCAGGAUCUCAAAGCAGUGUCCCAUCUGUAGACCAGUUCACUGGAGUUGGGAUUAGGGUUUCAUUUACUGGUAAACAAGGUGAAAUGAGAGAGAUGCAGCAGCUUUCUGGUGGACAGAAGUCACUAGUGGCUUUAGCCUUGAUCUUCGCCAUUCAGAAAUGUGACCCUGCUCCCUUUUAUCUCUUUGAUGAAAUUGAUCAAGCCUUGGAUGCCCAACAUAGAAAGGCUGUUUCAGAUAUGAUAAUGGAAUUAGCAGAACAUGCUCAAUUCAUUACCACAACUUUCAGACCUGAACUGCUUGAGUCAGCAGAUAAGUUCUAUGGUGUAAAAUUCAGAAAUAAGGUCAGUCAUAUUGAUGUUAUCACAGCAGAGAUGGCUAAAGACUUUGUGGAAGAUGAUACUACUCAUGGCUAAGUGGAGGAGGAUUGCCAGUCUGCCAGGCAGAUGUGUAAAAUAUUGUGCCUAUAUCAGGCAACUGUGUAUAUUUGAAAUACAUAGUCGCUGUUAAAGUAGAUUUGGAACUUAGGUCAUCUGAAUUAGGAUCUUCCAUGAUCUUUGUAGUCUAUUUUAUGUGUGUGCUGCUGUAUUCUUUUAUAAAAUUCCUGUUAAUGUUAUAUUACAUUGUAGUUUGGAAAAUGUAUUCUUUUGGAUUUUUUGUAAAGCUUUUUUCUGUUUAAAAAGAUUUUUGAAAUGUGCCAUCUUUUUCUUCCCAGUUAUUUUAUCAUUUAUACUGCCUCACGUGAUUUUUUUUAAAAAUAGCUUCAAUAAAAUGUUGGCUUUUAAUGCUGUAAUUUACAUACUUCUGGGGAAAACUGCUUUGCUCUUUACAUCUUUGCUUCAUGUAUAAUGCAUUUUAGUUGCAGUGUAGGAGAUGGGAGAAACAGUAUGCAGGCAGGUACUUUACAGCAGAUUUUACUGAUUUGUAGAUAAAUUUAACCCUCUGGUUCAUUUUAUUGCAUGGGAUUUCUAUGAGUCUUGUAAAUCUAAAGUUUUGAUUCAUGUUCCAAGAGAGCUUUCAAUUGAAUCAGUUUCUUCUUCCUUGCCUCUUAUCAUAAUCCUUUGGAAUGUUCCUCCCUGUACUUUGCUCUGUUUGACAGACGAUCUCAUUCAUCCUCCCACAAAACGCACUGCUUCUACUCUUGUUAAAUAAAUCUUUCUUGUCUGCCCACCA
Heteronotia binoei (common prickly gecko) is the source of this 4756-nucleotide messenger RNA. It is a transcript of the gene SMC3, whose product is annotated as structural maintenance of chromosomes 3. Gene Ontology annotation, cellular component: chromosome. The transcript has 29 exons. Gene Ontology annotation, biological process: mitotic sister chromatid cohesion. Gene Ontology annotation, molecular function: double-stranded DNA binding; ATP binding; cohesin loader activity. The coding region runs from base 346 to 3999 and encodes 1217 amino acids. NCBI's taxonomy places the organism in Eukaryota, Metazoa, Chordata, Lepidosauria, Squamata, Gekkonidae. The record is from RefSeq and is a predicted model, not a curated record.